AUGCCUGAGAAGAAUAUUGUAGAGGACGUUAUCGGCGACUUUGUGGAUAACUUCACGGAGUCUGUUCAGAAGAAGAAAAACGUUUCUUUCUUCGAAGAAGAAGACACCGUCGCCUCUCGUUUCAACCGUGUGUUCGGUCGCGAGAAGCCAAUCCAUCAUGUCUUAGGCGGUGGCAAAUCUGCUGAUGUGUUGUUGUGGAGGAACAAGAAGAUCUCUGCAAGUUUCCUGAUGGGAGCUACUGCAAUUUGGGUGCUUUUCGAGUGGAUCAAUUUCCAUUUCCUCUCUCUCGUUUGUUACGGUCUCAUGCUUGGUAUGAUCGCUCAAUUCGUUUGGUGUAAUGCCUCUGGGCUUCUAAACCGGUCACAGUCUAGAGUGCCUCGGCUUACUCUUCCAAAGGACUUCUUUGCGGAAGUUGGUGUGACCAUUGGAAAAGAAGUUAACCGUGGUUUGUUGUAUCUUCAGGACCUGUCUUGUAGAGGGAAUUUGAAACAAUUCCUCGCUGCUGUGAUCGGACUAUGGUUAGCCGCAAUGAUCGGGAGCUGUUGCAAUUUCCUAACUGUUUUGUAUAUUGGGUUUGUGGGAGCGCACACAAUGCCGGUUCUGUAUGAGAGAUAUGAAGAUGAAGUUGAUGGUUUUGUUGAUUCUAUGCUCAUGAAGUUUCAUACUCACUACAAGAAGCUUGAUUCUGGUUUAUUCAGUAGAAUGUCAAGUGGAAAGUUUGGGUUGAAGAAGCGUGACUGA
This is a messenger RNA of Microthlaspi erraticum, 741 nucleotides long. NCBI's taxonomy places the organism in Eukaryota, Viridiplantae, Streptophyta, Magnoliopsida, Brassicales, Brassicaceae. The record is from the annotation of a GenBank genome assembly.